Molecule: messenger RNA, 3349 nt
Organism: Malaya genurostris
Lineage: Eukaryota; Metazoa; Arthropoda; Insecta; Diptera; Culicidae
Exons: 3
Coding region: 1015-2154 (379 amino acids)
Source: RefSeq, a predicted model, not a curated record
GCUAACGGACCCCCCACCGGGUGAACCGAUCCCGUGUAGUUUUCAUUGACCGCAAUGAAAGCAAACGAAUCGAACCGUUCCAAUUUGCAAAUUAAUCGUACAUUAUUCAACAGUCAACGACCUUCGGCAGGUUUCCAUGCUGCUCGAAUUGUCACCUAGAAUGCAACAGCGGAGGUUGUCCACAUUUUCUUUCAUCCCGCGUCCGAUCGCCAACGCCAACGGGUUUCACGGAAAAAACCUUUCAUUUCAUCAACCGGACAAAUUGAGUGCUUUAUCACAUCACACAGUAAUGGAUGGUGAGUUUUGGCAAUUGUAAUUGCGGCCAGCUACCAGCGGAGGUAAUGUAAAAGUAAACAAGCCAAAAUCUACGGCGAGAUAAAAAAGUGAAAGACACUCGAAAUUCGGGGAGAUGCUCGGCGCUCAACCGUUCGUUGUUUGCACGUACGACGAAGCACAGACGCCGACGGUGUUUGGACGCCAACCCGCAACAUCACGGGCGUCAGUCUCGAACGAACUAUUGAACACGCUGUACUCAGCUUGCACACCUUUCGCAAGCAACGUGCGCAUAAUCGUAUUUGUGUAUGAUCGGUGCUGUUUUUUUUUUGGUUUUUCGGAUAAUCAUCCGUCUCCAAGGUGGUCAGAACCGUCGGUGACGUUCUGUAUUUCGUGAAUUCACGAGCCAUCCCAGUUCUCAGUAGGCGAGGGAAAUCGAAUCCGACAUAAACGCUGCCAUCGUCACCACAGUGAUGAGCAGCUUCAGUGUUCGAUUGGAAGAAUCAAAAUCGAAAAUCAGAGGAAAAUUGUGAAGUGAAGAAAGAAGUGAUUUGUUCUAGUCUACCGCGACUUUCGGACCGACCGGAAGAUUUCGGAAAGUGUGUCUUGAUUUUUUUCUAGGAAGCAACCACACAUCGGUUUCGGAUUCGGCGUCGGAUUCGUGUGUUAGUUGUUGGAUGCAAUACCGGACUCGGUCGCACGUAGGCCAUUGGCUGGUGUCGAGAGAAUAGUGCAGCAGAAAUGAGAGCCCUGGUGUUAUUACUGAUUAACAUAUUUUGCCUGGCAAAGUUUGUCAAAUCCUAUGGCGUUGUGGAGCACCGCGUUGAUCACUAUAAAUCUACCAACGGACAUGAAUACGAUUAUCAUUACCGUGACAGAGCAGCGCCUCGAUUUGAUAAGAACAAGCUGAACUACCCGCACCAUCAUCAACAGCAGCAGCAGCAGCAGCAACUGUUGCAGCAAUCAUUGUUGACGAAGGAAAAACGACCCUUCAAGUUUCCGUACGGCAACAAGUACUUUGCCACUGGCUUUGAACAGAUCCUUACACACCCGAAGUACCCGGCGGCCAUUGCACCGACCUAUUCCUCAACUAGUUUCAAGCAACAGAACUCAAUUCCCGUAUACGAAAGUCACGAGAAAAUUAUUCGCUCCUUCACGAAUGCGGACGAGAGCGACUACGAUGAGAUUUUGGAUAAACGAAGGUCUGGCAUCAAUUCGUUGACCAAAAACACGCUCUACAGUACGACCAAUUAUCAUCGGGUGCCACAACCACACCGAUACAACAGUUACGACGCUUUGUCGGAAUCCGAAUCGGAAUCGGAAGAAGCUCCAAUCGCUCCAACUAAAUCCUCAUUCGCUAGUCAUUCACCGUUGCCAGGUGGACUCAAAUUUCCAGCAAGUUUCCACUACAUUCCCAGCGGGUACACGUACUUCAACACUCACACGAUUCCUCAAUCGGAGCAUCAUUCCCAAGCUCUGUACGUCGACCCAUCCGAAACUCCGACUACGACUCGCCGGCCAUACAUCGCACCAUCGCUGACCUCAACGACUUCGUCUCCCAAAUUCAACUUACCCCGACGACCGACUAAACCGUCACUUCUUCGGCGUCCUUAUCUGGCACCGGCACUGACGACUACGAAGCGACCCUACGUGGCUCCCCAGGUAACACGGACCACUCCGGCGGUUCCAGUUCCAGAGCGAAGUACAAAAAGGCCCACGACCGAUCGGUCACAGAAUUCGAUCUACAACGGAGCCAGUCGGUUCCGGUACACGACCAGCCGAACGACGACGUCCACCAGCGCAAAGACGAAACCGAGCGACCUGUACGAACCCGAGUUCGAUAUCGAUAUUCGGAUCGAUCUGUCACCGGACUCACCCUAAACCCGGAGUGGGCAGGUGUUGGACCCUCCGACGUUAGCGAAAAUUUUAUUAACUUAAUUCAAUUUAUGACGAAAAAUUAAACGAAGAAAUAUUGAAACAGCCUUUCGAAGGAAAUGGAUGAGAAAGAAACGACCGGCCGGCACGGAUCAGUGCGAAUCGACCUUGAACUAUAAUAGCUAUAUUAAAUUACACCAUCGUCAUCAACGAAAAUGAGUCCGAUGCGACAGCCGGAAGGUUAAUUUCCGCCAGUUGAAAGGCUACGUUAUGUAUAAGCUUUUCCCGCAUUUAUCACACUUCGAAAUGAUGGGCAUCGUAUUUAAUAAACCUUUCUUCAGGACAGAGUCGAGAAAAAGUUAACCGAAAGUUUAGUAAGUCUAAAGAAAGGGAGGAUUUCAUUUGGCUCUUGUCAUUAAACUGAAUAUGUCUCAUUUUACAAUGUGCGCCUUAAAAAAAUUACAUAUAGGAAAGUUAUAAGUUUUCCAUACCAUUGAAAAUGUUAUCAGCAAUUUAUGAUUAAAUUAUGCGAAAUAUAAGAUAUUUAGUGGAACUGACACAUUUUAUACGAACGUAUUGUGCAUCGUUUGCACCGUAAAAGUAGAAAUUCUUCUCAAUAAUAUCCAACAGUAGAAGGUUCGAAUUCCAGAAAAAAAUGCUAUCAAGCAUGGAUAAAAAAAAAUUGGUCCUUUCUUUGAAUUUAUACUUUGUUCCAUUAGCAGUAAGCGAAUCUGCAACAAAAUAAUCGAUACAAGUAAUUAUAUGUUUGUACUCGUCCGCCCCGCCGUUUUGAUUGUAAACGUGUAAUGAUCCGAACAUUUAAAUAAAGUCAGCAUUUUAAGAAUUCGUCACACUUCGGAAUUAUGGGAACCGUAUUUGAAUACCUUUUCAGGAUUGAAAAGUCAUCAGCGCAGAUACUAAUAGUUGAGAAAAAGACAACCGAAAAUAUAGACUCAAGAAGCGAGGAUUUAUCAAUAUUUAAAAAAAUAUAAGAGAAAGUGUAACUUAUUAAACAAGGAAGAAACUAAAAAUCAAUGCUUUUUUAUGAUUUCAUACUUUCUUUCAUUCAAGUAAACUAAUCUGCAACAUAAUAAUCGAUAGAAGUAAUUGUAUUUUUGGUCUCGUCGGCCUCGCCAUUUUGACGGCAAACUUGUGAUGAUACAAAUAUUUAAAAAGAGCACAAAUUUAUCACUUUUCGGAA